Messenger RNA from Phaedon cochleariae (mustard beetle), 699 nucleotides. Lineage: Eukaryota; Metazoa; Arthropoda; Insecta; Coleoptera; Chrysomelidae. The record is from the annotation of a GenBank genome assembly.
CCGGAGGGUCAUGAUUUUCCCGCGUAUGCGCGUUUUCCAGGUUUUCCGGCUCUUCGAGCGCCUGGCAAAGUUUUCCAGAUUUCCGCACCAGUUCGACGCGUGCGGCUAUCAGAUCUAGCAGCGCCGGGACGCUCGAAUCGGUGCCAUCUGACGACGUCGCGUGGUGUUUUCAGUGCGCUACAGGUGUGUUUGCUGUGGAAUUUUCACGGGAAAUUUGUUGUAUGAUGUUGUCGCGUGUUCGGUGUUAUUCUUGUUAUUCGUUGAAUUGAUUCAGACUCUUCAGGCAUGGCAAUCGAAGACCCUGACUCCAGCAAUACCUCAAUACUCCUCUACAACCCCGAUUUCCCUCUGACAAACUCCACCAAUUUCACGGUAAUCGAAGACGAUUUGAGCAACUGGUGGGCGUUAUCUGCUCUAGGCUUGGUCUUGGGGACCGCAGCAGGAAACAUCCUAGUGUGUCUGGCAAUUUGCUGGGAGAGGAGGCUGCAGAAUGUGACCAACUACUUCUUGAUGUCGCUGGCAAUAACAGAUUUGAUGGUCGCUAUUCUGGUGGAUAUGUUGAAAAUGAGAGCUGAACCUCAAAUAUCCAUGAAUACUGUUAUCCGCAGAUCCGUGGAUAGGGCAGGUGAUGGUAACUCCCAACUGGUCAUUGAUAUGCAGUGUUCAGUUUCAAGAGAUCAUCCCUCUUUAGCAGUAUGA